Messenger RNA from Arachis ipaensis, 369 nucleotides. The record is from RefSeq and is a predicted model, not a curated record. Lineage: Eukaryota; Viridiplantae; Streptophyta; Magnoliopsida; Fabales; Fabaceae.
AUGCAUCACAAGAACUUGGUUCCUGACACGAGUGGCAUUGAUCCAGAUAUAGUUACAUACACCAUACUUAUAGAUGGCCUGUGCAAAAGUGGAAGACUUGAAAAUGCAAAAGAGAUUUUUCAAGAUCUUUCCAUUAAAGGCUAUCACCUAAACACAAGGAUAUACAAUGUUAUGAUCAAUGGGCUCUGCAAAGAGGGCCUACUUCAUGAAGCAUUGGCCUUAAAGUUGGAAAUGGAAGACAAUGGUUGCUCUCUGGAUGCUGUAACUUACGAAACAACUAUUCGUGCUCUGUUGGAAAAAGGUGAAAAUGAUCAAGCGCUGAAACAUCUUCAUGAAAUGAUUGCUAGAGGCUUAUUGAAAAGACACUAA